Tribolium madens (black flour beetle) is the source of this 1155-nucleotide messenger RNA. RefSeq names its product odorant receptor 49b-like. The record is from RefSeq and is a predicted model, not a curated record. Bases 1 to 1155 code for a protein of 384 amino acids. Gene Ontology annotation, biological process: detection of chemical stimulus involved in sensory perception of smell; sensory perception of smell. Gene Ontology annotation, cellular component: plasma membrane. NCBI's taxonomy places the organism in Eukaryota, Metazoa, Arthropoda, Insecta, Coleoptera, Tenebrionidae. The transcript has 6 exons. Gene Ontology annotation, molecular function: olfactory receptor activity; odorant binding.
AUGGUUUCAAACGAGUGUGAAAUAAAAGUAUCCCGUGUAACUAGAAAAAUCCUUCUAUACAGUUUAAUAUGGCCAAAAGAAGGAGAAGAAAUAAAUCCGGGAAAGUGGUAUUAUAUCAGAAUAUUUACAUUUUUGUCGUUUACAAGUUUGUGGUGCAUUGCUAUAUGUAUGCAUUUUAUAAUUGUUUUAAAAGAUAAAAUUAACUGGGAUGUGACCGAAGAAACUGCUAUAAUUAUUGCCAUUUAUGGCACUUACUACAUGGUAUUAGCUUACGUGAGAAAUCAAAAGAAAGCAGCUCGAAUUCUUCGUGAUUUAUCAAAUUUUGAAAAAUUUGGUGUACCUCCAGGAUUUGAAGAGGAAGAGAGACGAUUAAAAAAUUACAUUAUUGUCGUUUUUAUUCACGCAUUUAUUACGAUAACUUUUUACAAUUUUUACAAACUGUCUCAAAAAAAUGCAUGUGAAAGAUUUAAUGAGGAACACGAUUUACAUGAAAAUUGUGGUCUCUUAUCUCCAGUAUGGAUUCCGUUCAAAGUUGAUCAUUUUCCACAAUUUCAACUGGUUUUUUUGUAUUUAUUUACGUGCUGCCAUCUGCUCAUGAAACUACCAUUGAUAGUGUCUUACAAUGCUUUGGAGAUGGUUCACCAUAUAAUUUUAAGAAUAAAUCAUUUGAAAAUAAUGCUUACUACAUGUUUUGAUGAGCCUGACUAUCACAUAUGUAGAAGAAAACUAAGACAAUGUAUUUUAUAUCACAUUGAAAUACUAGAAUUUGCAACAAGAGUUGAUGACUGCUUUUCAAACUGCAUGUUUGCACAUCUUACACUAACUGGAGCAAUUUGCGCCUGUUUGGAAAAACAAAUAGUAUCAGGAAUUAGUACGUUUGGUGCUAUUCUACAUUUUAUUGGGUGGAUUUUGGCAUUAUUUAUUGGAUGUUUGGGAGGCCAACAUUUUAUUAAUGCGAGUGAUACAAUUCCGGAAUCGAUUUGGGCAUCAAAAUGGUACAACGUUGAUGUGAGAUUAAGAAGAGAUUUAAUACUAAUGAUGAUGAGGUCACAAAGAGAUCUUAACAUAACUGCCGGACCUUUUGGUGUUGUUUCAUAUGCACUAUUCGUUUCGGUUUUGAAAAUGUCUUAUUCUAUUCUUUGCGUUCUCACCUAA